Gymnodraco acuticeps is the source of this 2965-nucleotide messenger RNA. RefSeq names its product CFAP20 domain containing (gene cfap20dc). Lineage: Eukaryota; Metazoa; Chordata; Actinopteri; Perciformes; Bathydraconidae. The transcript has 17 exons. The record is from RefSeq and is a predicted model, not a curated record. Bases 149 to 2434 code for a protein of 761 amino acids.
GUCUUACUUUUUUGACUUGCUGCUCGUACGCCAAAUACGUACGCCGUAUGCCAAACGUUACUUUUCCGUGAACUGUAACAGAUAUGUAGUAAGCUAUCUAUAAAUUGUAUAUUCUAAACGUUUAACCAUUGGUGUGUCGUCACGUAAAAUGUUCAGGAAUAAUUAUCAGGGUGGACCUGUGGUUGAGAUAUUCAGUGGACAAGGAAAAGAUCCUGUAGUAAAAUGGAAACUUUGUGGAGGUCCGUCCUUCAUACACAAGGAGUACAAUAAAGAAGUCAGAGGCUUUGUUUACUGUCUGGAGGGCAGCAGCCAGACAGUCAAGAUGCAAAUGCCAGAGAAUGGGAAAAUGUCUCUUGGACUUCUUCAAAGAUUCUUGGUCCUUCAAGUGCAUAUUGAACAGUGCAAGGAUUUUUCCAUUGAGCUUUUGAUAACCGAUUUAGAGCACCUGAAAAGAAGACUUUAUUUAUCAACAGUACAUAAAGAGUUGUCUGCCACACAUUUGCAUGCAAAGAUACCUCUCGUAGGAUUGAAACGCAGUGUCUGGUCUACUUUGUGCAUCGACCUUAUAUCAUUCACCAGUGAACUGUUCAAGGGGUUUUUGACAUUGGAUGGCAUCACUUUGUUUGCAACCUGUAAAGUCCGCAGAAUCUUCACCAUGAAAACAGUGCCUUCCGAACUCUCAGGCGAUGGUAAUGCUUUAAACAAAACAGAUAUGUUUCUCAGUGGAGCCGGUCUCAUGGACUCGGUCCCUCGCAGCUGCCAAUUCCCGUCUGAUGUAAACUACGUUACCCAAGUGUUGAACAUGAAGAAUUUACGGAAGGCAGACAUGAGGGCUGGACUGUUGAGCUCUGACUGUGUUCCUGAUCAGUCUACCACUGCCAGAUCUACCGGUUAUAGAAGACCCAGGCCUCAGGGUGUUUUACACACAGCCUCAGGCUCCAGGGUUUCAGGGCCACCCCCUCAAACUGGAAGAAAAAGCAGAGCAGCCUCAGAAGAAAUGGAUAAAAGUCUUCUCUUUGUAUCGAAUGUGGCAUCCCCGUCUAGUAAAAUGAACCAAAAAGUUGCUGCAGAAAGUGAGAGCAGUGCCAAACUGAGGGAUCAUUUAUCACACGGAGAACCUUCCCAAAUUCUUCUCCAGGGAACACUUGGCAGUUUACAGCCCCAUCCCCCGAAAGACAGAGUGUUUGACAAGCAGGGAUCUAAGAAGCUCCGGGUGUACAGUGCAGGAAGAGAAGAGUGUAGCCUCAGGGAGAGUUCAGGAUCUGCCCCCUCACCAGCAGAGCCCCUGCGCCGCUCCAUCGGUCCAGGUCUUUGUCGUGACCUGCAGGUUGGGAGCAGCUGGGAGAGUAAUGACGGGUCCGAGCCCCAGCUCACUCUGCAAGAAGAGGUGUUCACUUUCUCAUCCCAGCCACACUCACCCAAACGAGGGCAAGGCCAGGGUGAGCAGGAGAAGAUGGAGAUGGGAGAUGAUCCGGUUCAGAGUGGAAGGCGGUAUGAGGCCCAGCCCGAGGAUGACUUCAUCGGCAGUGAGAGUGAUGAGGAUAACAGCUUCACCAAAAUCAACCAUGCUACUUCAAGAUCUCCUAGUCCAUAUUUGGAUGGUCAACUUGAAGUCCACCCUGAAUCUCAAAACAUGGACCAAACAGCACCAACGGAGCUCAGUCCAGCUUCCACCGGCAUGCAGUCUCCAUCCAGUGGGGGGGCGGAGGCAGCUGAGAUGGCCCCCACACGCUGCCUCUCACCCAGUGUGACACCCAGAAGGCAGGAACACAAGUGUGGCCCGCGUGGAUCAGACACACUGAACCAGUUUGCGGAUGAGAACAGCAGUGUCACGCUUUCCAGAAGUCUCCUGCAUGAAGUCAAAUUAAAUGCCUCCACACAGAACAAGGUGAUCAGUUUAAAGGAAGAAGGAGCCAACACCGUACACCCUAAUGACUCCAGUGUUUACAACUUACACCCGCUUAGCAGUCUACGAACACAUGGGGAAGAUGAAGAAGAGCUUCGAAUGCUGGCAAGUCUCAAAAGAGAGCAUGAGGAAGAUGAAUGUAAAGCCUCAGGCCUCAGUGCAUCUCUGAUCCAACACUGUAAUGUCAGCGUUAGCAUGAGCAGUGACGACGCUUCUACCUGGACCCACAUCUCCAAGCCAGUUAAUCAGGAUCACCACUAUCAGAAGGAAAUGAACCCACUCUGUCAAUCAAACCCUAGAUGUUAUGUCCAGAGGCAGAAGAUGAGUAGAAGGCCCACCACUUGCUUUGGUUCCUUUGUGGAGCCGGGAAUCAAUUCCCCCGGGAGAUCCGAUUCCUUAGAAAAGUCAGUCAUGGAGGCAAAAGAUGGAGUGGAUGGACGUGCUCAGCCCUCCCUUAAUCCCUCUCAGCCAUGGGAGAAGGUCAGCCAACACAUGGAACAAUUUGGAUCUAAUCGGAGGACGGGAUGAGUCGCUGAAUGAACAGGAAAAGGAGGAUGAAUAUUUGAAUCUGCUCUAUGAUCCUUGCCUGAACUGCUAUUUCGAUCCAAAGACGGGGAAGUACUAUGAACUAGCUUGACUCAAAGCUCAAGAGAAUCUAAAUUAAUAAAUCAUAAGUUAUUGACGGUGGGUGAAUGGCUUCAUCAAGUUUUUGAGGCCUAGCUUAUUGAUCAGUACUGAAUAACCCAUUCACAAACAACUUUCCAUGUGAAACUAACAGGGGCUUUGUGUCUCCAUCAAUACUCAUGUCAGUGUGUAAGGGAGUGGGACUGACUCAAUAAGUAAGACAUUGGGUGGUGGCCCAUUCAGUAGCACAUCUGAUGGUAGAAAGAGUCUUUACAGAAGUCUUGGCUACCAAAAUCAUAUGUUAACUUUUUUUAGAUAACAUCCUAGAGCUUCUAUUUACGCAGAAGAUUUAACUUUUGCCUGGAUUUCUACAUUGCAGAUUUUGUUCUAUAUUUAUUAUAAUUUGUGAAGUAAUGUAAUUGAAAAUAAGUUGUG